UAAUUCGAUUGAUACUUUACUCAUUUGAUAAACUUGAUGUAUGGUAAGAAUUCUAGUUUGUUUAUGAGAAGGAGGCAAGAACCUCAGUGUAGUCCCAUUUCAUUCAAGUUCUCUUCCUAUCUGUUCUUUAAGUCCUUCUGGCAUGAAUAUUCUGCAUCCUGAAAUAUUUAUACUCCCUAUGUUCCAAUUUAUAUAACUCUUUUCCCAUUUUAGGACGUUCCAAAUUGUUUGGAACCGAUUCUAUUUAUAUAAAUUUAUCAGAGUUUGUCAGAAUUUAAGAUGUAUUAAAUUACCUCUUUAAUUUUGACGUGAUCUCUCUUUUCAACCACUAUUUUACUAGUUUCUUCCAUUAUGAGUAAUAUAUCAAGUUAACAUCUUAAAUGUUGUGGUCACUCAAACAUCUUCUCAAAAAAUGAAAGGUAAGGAGUACGUAUGAGCUAUAAAGGAAUCCCUACUGAAUUAUGUAUAGUUCAAUCUGGAUAAUUGCUUUUAGAAGUUUGAUAUUUAUCAAGACUCCUAAUAAUCAUACUCAUAGACUAAGCAAAACUUUCCUAUUUCAUUUAGGUCCUCUCACUCUUUCCUUUAAACAUGAUUUUGUGCUUUUAGGUGCUGAGUUUUAAACCUCCAUGAGGUAGGGCUAAGGUCUGUGUACACUCUACCCUCCCUAGACCCCUCCUGUGGGAUUACACUGAAGAUGCUAAGUUUUAACCUAAAAGUACUUGUGUUUUUCAGCUUUUGUCUGAAGAGGAUUGAAGAUCCAUCAUGUUUACUUGCUAGUUUAGCUUUCAAUUUAGAAUUUAGUCAUAUACGGAUCCCCUACCAAUUAUGAAUACUCCAUUUGUCCCAAUUUUAUAUGACACUUUAUCUCAGGACAUUACAAAAUAUUUGAUACCAUUGCUCUUAUUAAUUCCUUACUGUGAGGAUAAACUAGUAUUACGUUGAUCGUUAAUUUACCACAAAACUCCUUUAUUCAGGUCUGAGAUCAUCAAAUUGAUUCACAUAGAUUGUUCAUAUGUCUAGGCUCAGUUUCCACGUCAAUGGUGUGAUAGUCUGAUAGAUGAAAACGCAACACAUAAAUUAAAAUACUGUAGUUGAAAGUGUUGUGGGAUAAGGAGAUACAUAUCAGAGUGAAAGAUAGAUUUUAUAAGACAGUUGUGAGACCAAUGGUGGUAUAUGGCUUGAUGGUGGGUAUCUGAGGUCCGACAUAUCCAAAAAAUGAGUGUUGUAGACAUGCGAAUUGUAUGGUGUGUGGUCAUACAAAACUAGACAAAAUAAGUGAUGUUUAUGACAAGGUACAAGUAGCACAUGCAGAAGAUAAAAGGAAAGAAGGUCCUGAAUUAUAGUUUUGAAAUGUCUACGUUAGAAGUUCAAAUGCACCAGUGUGUAGGUGUGACAUUAUGAUGGUUGAAGGUGUUAAAAUGGACGAGGUAUCUCAAAGGACUUACAAUUUCUCGAGAUUCUUGUAAAAUUAGCAAAAAACAAAAUAUAAAUGAAGCACAGUAGGUAAUUUCAAUGGUUAGGAUUAAGGUUUAUGUUAUGUUGCUACACUUAUAUUAAGUAUGUUGUUUGCCAGGAGUCUUUUUUAGUUCAUUACUGUAUGUAUUUUGGUUGAAAAUAUAAAAAAACCUUUAGUAAUAGAGAACCCUUAAUAUCUGAGUAUUGGAAUGGAACCGCUCCAAAUGGAGCGGAAUGGAUAUUGAGCGUUCAUAUAGAUGACAUCAACUACUACUUGAAUAUAUUUUAACUACUCUUUGCUAAACAUACAAAACAUGUUAACUUAUUUAUUUUCUUUUCCAUUCAUGUAAAAUAGAAGGGACGGAGUAUUAUGCUUUUGCAUCCUCUUCUAUUUAAUUCCUGAAACUAUAUGCAUCUUUUUCAGCAGACACUUAUCCCAUUCCCCAGUUCUAUUUGUACUUGUCUCUUCGGAGCAUAUAAUAAGUCUUCAGCUUUCCCAUCCUAAUGUUAAGGACAUGGAAUGUUCCUCUUUAGGUAAUUUUAUGUGCAAAUCAAUGUUACUUCCUCCUUUUUGUAUCAUUUUGUUAUACGGUAAUGAUCAGUUUUAUCCAAAAUGUGAUAAUUCCGCCAGCUAUGCUAGCAAGAUUUUAGUUCUCUGUCAUUAUCUAUAACCAACUUAAGUUCCAGGUCAGAUUUCCUAGUUUCUUCACUUUUGGGAAUCCCAGUACUCCUCAGACGUAUUUGUACAUUCUUCUAUCUUUCUUUGUAUUUUCUGCUUCAUGGUCUGAGUAUAUUCACAAGAAUACACAAUGACAAUCAGCAACAUCAAUUUGACAUCAGGAAUUCAGAUAUUCCUCAUGGAUCUAGAGAAGUAAUAACCUUUCUUGUUUCUGCAGGAAUUGUUAAUUGAAGCUUUUGUGAUGGAAGGAGGAGAUUCUCUUGUAAGGAGGUGGGAGGACCUUGAUAGUGAUGUCUUGGUUAAGAUACUCCAGUCCUUUGACCUUUUGGAUUUGACUGGACCUGCUCAAGUUUGUACUGCGUGGCAGUUGGCUUGCUCUGAUCAAGUUUUCUGGAAAAUGCUGGACCUGUCAGUACUGAAAUCAAACUUCAUCAAAAUUCCGUUUGAGCCCUACGUAUAUGUCGAUAGUCAGUCUGAUAAAUCGUUGACCCGCCUCCUGAAGAUUUAUUUGAACCUCAGUCGUGGAAGCAUACUAACGUUAAUCUUCCAUUACAAUUUGUAUGUCAGGGACGAUCAGUUGACUUAUACUGCCGAGAGGUGUCCACGGCUUAAACGUCUUGUUAUGCCUGCUUGGAACAGAAUAGAAGAGACAGGAAUAUGCAGGGCUAUUCGUAUGUGGGAAGAUCUUGAAUCACUGACGAUGCCUAGUAUAGAAGAUCCUCCAUGUGUCAUGAAGGAAAUUGGAAGGAGUUGCAAAAAUUUUGCUGAGCUCAAAAUUAUGGGGCCCUGUGAUUUGCUCUUUGCAUCUACACUGGUAGAAUACCUUCCGAACUUGAAAGUGUUGAGUGUGAGGUGCACAGUGUUAUCUAAACCUGCCUUGGUUAUUAUCUUGGAGGGGUUAAAAAAGUUGGAAGUGCUCAACAUAUCUCAUUGCCUAAUUACUGAAGUCCCUCCACCUGAACCGAUGGAAAUUCUGACCGAGCUUGAUGAAUCAAUUCUUGAAAAAGCGUCUAGGUUACGCGAAUUCCUAACCUGCAUGAGUGACUCGUGCAUCACGUGUCAGCAUACUCGUAAUGAUGAAGGGCUGCUGAGGUGGUAUAGGUAUGAAGAAGACCUCUGGAAAGUGGAUGAGGUGAAAUCUCUUGCAAUUUGACAACGUUAAGAAUAUGAGUUAAAGGUCCAGUAAAAUGUGCAAGCUUGUGUAUUAUCGUUUUCAGUUGGUAACUUUUGGUGGCAGAAGGAGGAGAGUAGCUUUGUAGCAUUGGAGACAUAUAAACAGUAUUUUCAAGUACAUGGGAGCGCAACGCUGUUUUUAUGUUGUAACUUCGUAUGACUUUUAAGUUGUUCUCUUCGGCAGGGUUUUUUUCCUGUUGUGUGCAUUCUUUAUGUUUCUAUGCUUUUUGUUCAUUUUUUUGCG
Messenger RNA from Lycium ferocissimum, 3551 nucleotides. RefSeq names its product F-box/LRR-repeat protein At3g48880-like. The record is from RefSeq and is a predicted model, not a curated record. The coding region runs from base 2376 to 3287 and encodes 303 amino acids. Gene Ontology annotation, molecular function: protein binding. NCBI's taxonomy places the organism in Eukaryota, Viridiplantae, Streptophyta, Magnoliopsida, Solanales, Solanaceae. The transcript is spliced from 2 exons.